This is a messenger RNA of Tricharina praecox, 3183 nucleotides long. Its product is annotated as Pep3/Vps18/deep orange family-domain-containing protein. Gene Ontology annotation, molecular function: protein-macromolecule adaptor activity; protein binding. Gene Ontology annotation, cellular component: endosome; HOPS complex. Lineage: Eukaryota; Fungi; Ascomycota; Pezizomycetes; Pezizales; Pyronemataceae. The coding region runs from base 224 to 3085 and encodes 953 amino acids. The transcript is spliced from 7 exons. The record is from RefSeq and is a predicted model, not a curated record. Gene Ontology annotation, biological process: vesicle-mediated transport; endosome organization; organelle fusion.
GUAACUGUUGUUGAGGAUUGGCUCUGAGUCCUCGCUUGAGUCGAGGCUUAUUGCGGCUCAUUGCUACGAGACGUCACCACCUCACGACGCAAGACACAACAACACUCCAAUCCCCGUGACCUCCAGCUCGACAAGUCGGAGCUCACCCGUGUGCAACAACCCACCCUCGGAGACGGAGAGAUUCACUACUUCAAUUAUCGAUUGAUUCUACUUCUCAGGCUGAAUGGCUUUCGAUCCGGCGUCCUUCAACCCAGCUGCGGGGUUUCCCGACUUCGCCGACUUGUCGCCCAUAUUCCAUGUCGAACAGGUCCAAUUGCAGUUCCAAGUGGCUGCUGAUUUUGCUGCUGUUCAGGUCGCGAACAAUGUCAUCAUUCUAGCUCUUGUUUCCGGAAGGCUUCUGCGCAUCGAUCUGGCAAAUCCGCAAGACGUAGAUGACAUCGACCUCCCAAAGAAAGCAUCCGAAGUCGGCACCAUUCGAAAGGUCUUUCUCGAUCCUACAGCCUCACACCUCAUAAUAUCCACGAGCCACGGCGAAAACUUCUAUCUACACUCACGCUCAACGAAGCCGCGCCAUCUCUCGCGAUUAAAGUCGGUACAUAUCGAGUGCAUUGCAUGGUCACCGGCGCUUCCUUCAACGUCCACGCGCGAGAUCUUGGUCGGUGCACAAGAUGGAAGUGUGUAUGAAACCUACAUCGAGGGAGUGGAAGAAAGCUUUAUGCGGCGGGAAGAGAAAUACUCCAAGCUCGUGUACAAGACGGCGGAUGGGUCGCCUGUGACUGGACUGUGGGUGGAUAUGCUACCAGGCAAGCCGGACCUACGCAGGGUGAUUCUCACAACACCGAGCUCCAUCAUGCAUUGGGUUGGCCGGAUACAACGGUACGGACAUGCGGACAUCGCGUCUAUCUUUGCAAAGUUCUUUGAUUCCGAGGGUCCUAGUGUCGAGGAUUUCAGGGAUAGUUCUUCGCCAUACAGCAUGCUUUCGAUAUCGCCCGAGUCCACGGACGAAGACGAUCCUGCGCGUAUAUACGCUUGGCUGACUGCCGCUGGUGUUUACCAUGGGAAGCUCCUUACCCAGCCUAGUAGCCCUGAACUUGGUACACAUGUGUUUUCCACCUCAAAACUAUUCUCGAAGGCGGCAAUACCCACCAUGAAAUCACCCAUAACUUCGAUAGCUCUGACGGAAUACCAUGUGCUUAUUCUCUGCGGAACGGAUAUAUAUGCGGUCAACCGACUGGACGACUCCAUUGCCUUCCAGGAAGCAAUUGUGGAUCCUGGUACCAAAGUACUCGGUCUUUGCUCAGACGUCAAAAAGUCCACGUUCUGGGUCUUCACCACGGCAGAGAUCUUUGAAGUGGUUGUGUCGGAUGAAGACAGAGACGUGUGGAAAAUAUACCUGGCAGAAAAAUCUUUCGAUGCUGCGAUGAGAUUUGCUAGAUUGCCGACUCAGAAGGACCAGGUCGCCGUGGCUCAUGGAGACCACCUCGUCGCCCAUGGAAAGUAUGUGGAGGCAGCCGGUGUGUAUGGGAGGAGUAGCAAGAGUUUCGAAGAAGUUGCUCUUACGUUCUUGGAGAACGGGGAGCAGGACGCUCUGAGGACGUAUCUAUUGGAGAAACUCGUGACCUUAAAGCCAUCUUCUUCAAUGCAGCGGAUCAUGGUGGCCAGUUGGCUUGUUGAGGUGUUUAUGUCCCGGCUCAAUUCACUUGAGGACCAGCUCUCUACUAUCACCUCACAUGCCCACGCGUCACAGACAUCAUCAGACGCCAUCGCAGCUCAGCUCGCAAAUGUCAAGGAGGAAUACCGGCAGUUUGUGAAUAAGUACAAAGGCGAUCUGGACCGCAAGACCACAUAUGAGAUCAUAUCUUCGCACGGGCGACAGCACGAGUUGCUCCACUAUGCGAAUAGCAUCAACGAUUACAGCUACGUGCUAGCUUACUGGGUGCAAAGAGAGAAGUGGCUCGAGGGAUUGGAUGUGCUGAAACGCCAGACCGAUCCUGAGAUGUUUUACAAGUAUUCGAGCGUCUUGAUGGCCAAUGUUCCCAUGGAGACUGUGGACAUCCUGAUGCGGCAAUCCAACCUGAAGCCAAGAAAUCUGAUACCCGCACUGCUGAACUACAACAAGUUCACGAAUGUUCCCCUAAACCAGAACCAAGCAGUCCGUUACCUCCUCUACGUAAUCCACCAGCUGGGUAGCGAGGAUGCCGCCGUACAUAAUACCCUCAUCAGCAUCUACGCGUCACAUCUUUCGCAGGACGAGCAGCAACUGUUGCAAUACCUCGAGGCACACACCGGCGACUCGCAGUACGACUCAGACUUCGCGUUGAGAUUGUGCAUCCAACACGGCCAUGUGCAAAGCUGCGUGCACAUCUACUCGAGCAUGGGGCAAUACGCCGACGCGGUCGAACUGGCACUGAAGCACGGAAAUGUCGAGCUAGCGAGCAUCGUUGCAGAUAGACCAGAAGAUGAUCCUGUGUUGCGCAAGAAGCUGUGGUUGUCAGUGGCAAAGAAGGUCAUUGCGAAGUCGGACAGCACCAAGAACGCCAUUGAGUUCUUACGGCGAUGCGAGCUUCUCAAGAUUGAAGAUCUGAUACCCUUUUUCCCAGAUUUUGUAGUGAUCGAUGAUUUCAAGGAAGAAAUUUGCACCGCUUUGGAGGACUAUAGCCACAACAUAGACCAACUAAAGAAGGAAAUGGACGAAUCUGCUCGGACGGCGGAACAUAUUCGGGGUGACAUCGCGUCGCUCGACCGAAGGUAUGCGAUUGUCGAGCCGGGCGAGCGGUGUUAUGUCUGUCAAUACCCGUUGUUGUCGCGUCAGUUCUUCGUCUUCCCCUGUCAACAUGCAUUCCAUGGCGACUGCUUGACGACGGAGGUUGUUAGACACUCUGGCGUCGGCAAAAGCCGAAGGAUCGAAGACCUGCAGAACGGCAUUCAACGCGGACUGGUCACAGGGAGGAAGAGGGAAAAAGCAGUAGAAGAUCUUGACAAUCUUGUUGCAUCCGAAUGCAUCCUGUGCAGUGAGUUUGCUAUCAAGAGGAUCGAUGAGCCGUUUGUCCUUCCUACAGAUGAUCUCGCAGAGUGGGCAGUUUGAGCGGUGACGGAAUUUAUGUUGUUGUACGCUGUACGUAGUCAGGAUAUCCAUGGAGCAUAGUGAUGAUUUAGGCAUUGGCGGGCGUUAUGAGAGCUUGG